Molecule: messenger RNA, 5673 nt
Organism: Monopterus albus (swamp eel)
Lineage: Eukaryota; Metazoa; Chordata; Actinopteri; Synbranchiformes; Synbranchidae
Gene: rgs3a
Product: regulator of G protein signaling 3a
Exons: 16
Coding region: 604-3756 (1050 amino acids)
Cellular component (GO): nucleus; plasma membrane
Molecular function (GO): protein binding
Source: RefSeq, a predicted model, not a curated record
CAGGUCGAGCCAGCACCAGUCUCGCCUACAUGACGCCACCACACACUCUCACACAGCUGAUCUCAGGCACUACUGCAGCUGCUGCUGUUCAGACCACAGAGCAAGAAGCUGGACAGUUUCUUGUUAGAAAUGCAAGAAGAGAAGAGGGAAAAGAAACGAUAAAGGACAGAAGAAGAGUAGACUGAACUGAGGAGUGAAGAGGAAAGCAUGAUGUUGCUGAUGAAAGUACAGGUACAGACUCCUGAAAACUUCAAUAUGGGAAUAUGCAUUGAUGACUGGAGGAGGUGUUACUAACCAAUGUUGAAUGGACAAGAAUGCAGCUGGAGGUCAUUGGCAGAGUGACUCCAGCACUGCAGAAAGGACUCACCAACAAAACUGAAUCUAGAAUCAUUUGAGAAACAUUGAAGAGCAAAGGCAAGUUUGACUGAAAAAGGCUCAUUUUUGUUAUACUCAACAUAUUUUUUUUCAGCAAGGUGAGAACCAGCUUUGUUCUAUAUAGCCAUCUCAGUUGGACUGGACUGUCACCUGGAAAUCGAACAUUUAGGACACUGCAAGACUAAUAAACCCACCACAACAACUCUUUGGGCAGCUGUCACUGUUGAGAUGAUCCAUAACACCCUGAAGUCCACCCAGCUGUCCGAGCACAGCCCCAGGAGUACACACUCAGCUGCACAACGGAAGCUGUGGAGGUACUCGGGGUGCAGAAGGGCUGGCCAGGUGGAAAGUCAGCGUCGCAGUGUGUGCGUGUUGGCUGCAGAUUUGAACGCUGGAGAUGCAGGAGGAGGAAGAGGAGGAGGAGGCACUGUGAUGCAUACUAUCCAUGGGCUAUGCCAUGUCUGCAUUGGAUGUAGGCUGCCUCAGGUGACCAUCCUUCGAGGAAAGGACGGGUAUGGCUUCACCAUCUGCUCGGAUUCCCCGGUGAGGGUGCAGGCUGUUGACCCAGGGGGUCCAGCAGAUCAGGCAGGUCUGCAGCAGCUGGACACUCUCUUGCAGCUGAAUGGCCAGCCAGUGGAGCAGUGGAAAUGUGUGGACUUAGCUCAUGCUAUCAGAAACAGUGCCAAUGAAAUCACUGUGGUGGUCUGGCGCACCGGUUCCUCAGCUAAACCGAAUUUUGAUGGCCUCAUUCACCGGCCAUCAUACAAGCCCUUCAACUCAAACUACGAUGCCCCUUCACCACCUACCCGCAGGCACGCACCAGAUGUUGGCACAAGCAAAACUCCCCCGGCUGUGCCGCCUCUACCAGCCCACCACCGUGCCACUGCCACCCGCAGGCUGCUGGUCAAUGGCUCUGAAGCUGGAAAUAGCAGCGGUGUAGGUUUUGGGACGCUGGCGUGGGGGGCCCAAGGAGGGUCGGCCGAGGAGCUGGAUGGGAAUCCGAGACACCUCCACCACCCUCACACUGCCACACUAAAGGGUACCAGGGUGAAGGCGUCCAAUGGGGACAACUACAUCAUCCUGGCACCCAUCAACUCUGGAAGCCAGAUCUUGAGACCCGUUUACCAAGACAACCAGGGAACAUUAGCAGCCAGGUUGUACCCCACACGGCAGGCCUCUGGUCCACAGUCCCACAAUGGUGGCGCUUUUUCUGGAGGCGGUCUCUCCAGCUGUACUGGCUUCUUACGGCGAUCUAACAAUUCCAAGUCAACAAAGACGUUGUCUGCCUCCACUAACACUGGUAUAACUAGCUACCAGCAUCAGAAUGCCAACUUUGCCAAUUACCAGAACUGUACCAUUGUCCGCUCACAUACUCCACAUGCCAAUUAUGGAUUUGUGAAAGUGGCACCAAAGGUCCUGAUCUUCCCCAUUUUUGUUCAGCCUCUUGACCUGUGCAGCCGAACGCUCAUCAUAUCCGAGGAGAUGAUUCUACAUGAGAGCAAGCACCACUCUCUCAAGGUUACAGUGUUUGUCUACAACGACCUGAUGCUGGUGACAAGAGAAGAUGAGCCAGGCAGGUGUAAUGUUCUUCAAAGUCCCCUGUACCUCAGCCAUCUGCGGCUGCAGGAUGAUUAUGCUGAAGAACUGAGAUUCUACCUUAUUCACAUGACUGAGAAGUGUGACUGCCUGCUCAGCCUGGAAGCCUAUUCAGCAGACCAGAAGCGCCGUGUGUGUCAGUGCCUGAAGGACAACAUUGACAAGCAGCUCCAGCUUCAGAGGAGGGAGCUUCUUGUUCCGCAUUUUGAACAGAUGUUGGAACCUAAGGUGGAUGCUCCUUCAUGUGAGCUGGAUGAAGUAGGAAGGGAUCGAAGAGGCGUGUGCCUCCACCUGCCCACCCGCAGCUCAGAGGGACAGGAAAGUAGUCUGUAUCCUUCAAGCCCCUCUGAGCCCCCAACCCUGGGUAGUCCUCACCCCUCAGAGCCACUCACCCCUUUGGAUGAGGUCUAUAUGCCCCUUGGUGGUCGGAUUGGAUCCGAGGAGCGGCAUAAGAUACCUCCCACACCACCUCCUUCCACAGAGGAAGAGGAUUGCAAGAGUAUGGAGGGAAACGAGAUGGAGAUCUGGAGAGAGCAGAGGAAUAGGGACAACAGUAGAGAGGAGGAGGAGGAGGAUGGGGCAAGCAGGAAGAGUGCAGGGAAUGAGGGGGAAGAAAAAGAAGAAGGAGGAGAGAGAAAUGAGGAGGAGGCCACCUUAAACCUGGUGGUGUCAAACACAGAUGAGGACAAUGCCUCAGAGCCGCCUGACACCAACGCUCCUCCCUCCUCCUCCUCAUCUUCAUUUGUCAUCCCUGAGUUGCGCCUUGAUCGCUCCUUUAGUGCCGAUGCCCUCUCCUCACCCAAUACUGAUGAAGAAGAGUAUGAUGAAGAUGAAGAUGAAGAGUCUGAAGAGGAGGAUGAAGAUGACAGUGAUGAUGCCUACCUGCAGCAUAGCGACAGCAAGCGCCACAGCAUGGUGGGGGGUGCCACCUGUGAGAAACAUGGAGGAGGGGGGCUCAGUGUGCAGAAUUCCCUUCGCAGACGCACCCACAGCGAAGGUAGUCUCCUGCAGGACCCCCGCACAACUUGUUUCACCUCCGACAAUGCCAUUAACUGCCUGGAGGCGGGGGGAGCGCACAACAAGAGUGGCUGGACACUCCCAUCACCCAAAACCCUGAAGAAAGAGCUGACCAAGAAUGGAGGCUCUAUGCAUCAACUGUGUAUGCUGUUCUCUGGGAGGAAGCUGAGCUCCGGAUCCCCCUGUAGCUGCGAGGUUGGCCCUGAAGGGACAAAGAAGAAGAAACCCAAGAACCUGGCCAAAGACAUGAAGAAUCGGCUGGCUUUCCUGCGGAGGAGGAAUGAAUCUCCAGGAAGCAACCCAGCCAGCAAGUUAGACAAAUCUAUGAAGUCAGUCAAGCCCACUCCAGAGGAAGCACUGAAAUGGGGGGACUCACUUGACAAGCUGCUGGCACACAAAUAUGGUCUGGCAGCAUUCAGAGCUUUCCUACGCACAGAGUUCAGUGAGGAAAAUCUGGAAUUCUGGCUAGUAUGUGAGGAAUACAAGAAGAUUAAGUCGCAGUCCAAGAUGGCCUCAAAAGCCAAGAAAAUCUUUGCAGAAUACAUCGCUAUCCAGUCUUGUAAAGAGGUAAAUCUGGAUUCAUACACCAGAGAUCACACUAAAGACAACCUGCAGAAUGUGACACGCUCCUGCUUUGACCUAGCGCAGAGGCGGAUAUACGGACUGAUGGAGAAGGACUCUUAUCCCCGCUUCCUGCGCUCAGAACUCUACUUGGACUUAAUCAACCAAAAAAAGCCCAGCUCCACUUCGACUUCACCGUCUUCAUAAGAGACCAGAAAAAGACAUAAGGAAAGAAAGAAAGAUGAUGAAAUGGGGCAAACUUGAAAAACAUUCAGUGAGUGGGUGGGAUGUGAAGUUUGUUUGCCUUUUCACUUUUUUGUGUGUGUCUGUCAUCCUGUCCACUUUGUUUAUUGGUCGGUGUGGUGUGACAGUAUGCAGCAAAGCUGUGGCACUGCAAAGAAAUGUAGUUUACACAUAUACCAGGUGGACGGAUGAAUGGGUGAAUGGAUAGUUUGAAAAGUCCACAAGUGAGGGUGGGAACAGAAGCUGGAGGCUUGUCCGAUCACUGUUGCUUUUUUAUGUCAGUUUCAUGUAAAAGAAAAUUUGUUUGUGUUUUUAGGUUUUUGUUCAGUUCUAUUGGUCAAAAGGAGGGGUAGCUCAAAAAAAAAAAAGUCCUGCAGACAUGAAGACAGUCCGGUACUGUUUAUUCACUUUGUGUCCUUUGUUUCCUUUUGAAACUUCUAUUUUAAAUCCCCUCAUUUCCUCCAUCACGUCAGCCACUUCAAAGUUGUUGGUACGACACAAAAGUUCUUUUUUCUUCCUCUUCGAGGUCUAAACUCUGCGACGAAGAGGGAAAAACAAAUUGAAGUCUGAGUGAAAAGUAGUGUUGUGGUUCUGGUUUGCACACAUCUCAGUUAAACCCUGACUUCUUUCAAAUCUUCUAUAAACCACUUUCACCUUAUUCAAUUCAUAUCAUAACUAUGGAAAGAUACUGUGAGCAUUUAACAAGGACUAAGUUGGAGACAGCAAAGAACAUAUCUGUAUAAAUAACUGAUAUACUGGACCUGUGAGGCGCCACAAAUGUGCUUCUCUCUCAUAAAAAGACUUUCAGUGUCACAUUCACAGCAGAGAUGGGGAAAAAACGACGACUUGUUUCUGUCUCCAAAGACGACAAGGACAUUUACAACAAGGAACGAAAAUUCAAGAAGAUAAAGAACAAAAGGUUCCAUGCAGAUGAAUGAUAUUUUCUUCAGCAUUGUAGCUUGUUAUGGACUAAUCAAGGACGCAUUCACAGGACAUUGCUAUGACAGGUUCCACCUCGGUUUAUUUUCUCACCUGACUCUUGUUUUUUCUGCUCACUCACUGUUUCCAAACUUCACUCCCUAUUUCUGCUGAGCAAUACACAAGGCCUUCAUUUCACAGUCAGAAAACAAACAUCUCUUGUUAUAUAAAAGUUUGCCUAACUGACUGGAUGCUUUGACACACACCCUCACCUUCUCCAAAGGACUCAGCUAAAAGCUCUCUCUUUCUUCUUGACCACCAAACAGGUCCAAUGCUGUCCUGAACUUUAAGUGCAAUAUGUUUUUUAUUUUUUGUUAUUUUAUUAAUAUUAUUGUUUUGUUCAUUUACUUGGAUAAUUUUAUGAUUUUUAAUGGGGAAGACGAUCGGCUUGAGCUUUGUAUUAACUUCAUUUGUUAAGAGAAAAAACAACUUAGAGCUAUAAGGUUGACUUACAAAGUAAACUCUCAAGAACCGUAAGUAGUUUAAUGAAUUUUAAGCAAGUGAUUCUAACUGUGUGCUAACCCCUGGCAGCAGGCAGCUGGGGGUAUUAUGGUUGUAAAUAUCAUUCUUUAAGAAAACUAUGUGACAACACAUUAAAAACAAACAAAAAAACCAGGUCUCUGCUGGUGAUGAGUAUGAGACCCAGCUGUAUCUAUGUAAAUAUAAGAGACUCAGAAACUAUAAGAUGACAUGUAAUGUUAAACAAACAUAGGUGAGUGAGAGCAGGUCCAAUCUGCUCUUUUCCCCUGGUCAUGCAUUGCUUGUAAGGAGUUUUCUGAAAUGCAUUUUAUCAUUUUCACUGUUUACAAUUCAGAAUGCAUCUCCUAUGAUAGAAAGUGAAAACAGUAGAGUACAUUUGGUGUUACUGCUAACGAUAAAUAAACCAACCAACUGAUGAAGUAA